This is a messenger RNA of Budorcas taxicolor (takin), 1062 nucleotides long. It is a transcript of the gene RNF39, whose product is annotated as ring finger protein 39. The transcript is spliced from 4 exons. Gene Ontology annotation, molecular function: protein binding. Bases 1 to 1062 code for a protein of 353 amino acids. The record is from RefSeq and is a predicted model, not a curated record. Lineage: Eukaryota; Metazoa; Chordata; Mammalia; Artiodactyla; Bovidae.
AUGGAGGCGUCCGAGCUUCUGGGACCGGGGCUGGUGGAGCGUCUGGAGCAGCUGGCGACGUGCCCGCUGUGCGGGGGCCCCUUCGAGGACCCGGUGCUCCUGGCGUGUGAGCACAGCUUCUGCCGCGCGUGCCUGGCCCGCCGCUGGGGGACCCCGCCGGCGACCGGCCCCGAGACGCCCCCCACAGCCUGUCCGUGCUGCGGCCUGCCGUGCCCCCGCCGCAGCCUGAGGUCUAACGUGCGGCUGGCGGUGGAGGUGCGCAUCAGCCGCGGGCUGCGGGAGAAGCUGGCCGAGCCCGGGGCCCGCGCGGGGAAACGCCGAGGCGGGCGCAUCCCUACCAUGGGCUGCCUGGACCCGCAGGGAGAGGAUAUGAAGAUGACACGGAGAAGGUUUGAUGCCCCAUCACCCAAGGCAUCUAACUCAAAGGAUGAGCUCCCUGAAGAUUACCCAGUGGUCAAAAACAUGCUUCACAGACUGACGGCCGACCUGACCUUGGAUCCUGGCACCGCACACCGCCGCCUGCUCGUCUCUGAGGACCGCCGCAGCGUCCGACUGGCCCCACCUGGGACACCGGCGCCCCCCGACGGCCCGGCGCGCUUCGACCAGCUUCCAGCGGUGCUGGGGGCGCAAGGCUUCGGGGCUGGCCGCCACUGCUGGGAGGUGGAGACCUUGGACACCGCCUCCCUCGGAGACUCUUCCGGAGACGAUGAGGACGACGGGGAGAGCCUCUACGCCCUGGGCGCGGCCGGGGAGUCGGUGCGCCGCAAGGGCCAAGUAGGGCUGUGCCCCGCGGGCGCCGUGUGGGCCGUGGAGGGCCGCGGCGGCCGGCUGUGGGCGCUCACCGCCCCGGAGCCCACCCCUCUGGGCGGCGUCAGGCCCCCGCCGCGGCGCAUCCGCGUGGACUUGGACUGGGAGCGGGGCCGCGUGGCCUUCUACGACGGCCGCUCCCUCGACUUGCUCUUCGCCUUCCAGGCGCCCGGUCCCCUCGGGGAGCGCGUCUUCCCGCUGCUGUGCACCCGGGACGCCCGCGCCCAGCUUCGCAUCGUGCCCGCGGAAGGCUGA